Emys orbicularis (European pond turtle) is the source of this 1212-nucleotide messenger RNA. Its product is annotated as cAMP-dependent protein kinase catalytic subunit alpha. NCBI's taxonomy places the organism in Eukaryota, Metazoa, Chordata, Testudines, Emydidae. Gene Ontology annotation, biological process: protein phosphorylation. The record is from RefSeq and is a predicted model, not a curated record. Gene Ontology annotation, cellular component: nucleus. The transcript is spliced from 10 exons. The coding region runs from base 1 to 1212 and encodes 403 amino acids. Gene Ontology annotation, molecular function: protein kinase A regulatory subunit binding; ATP binding; protein serine/threonine kinase activity.
AUGAAGGGAAACAUGAGCCAUGGAGCAGAAAUGACCUGCCCCAACCCCAGCAGGAACAAAGGCGCUAAGAUGUCACCGCUUCAGAAGCUGGAGAGUCUGGCUGGGCGGAUCUUCUACUGGGGGCCGCGCAGUGAGGCGGGGGCCCCUGCCGGCAGCGAGACGGCCCAUGUGUCCGAGCACACUGCUGCCUGGAAUGAGCAGAUGAAGGAGUUCCUAGCCAAAGCCAAAGAAGACUUCCUCAAGAAAUGGGAGAACCCCUCCCAGAACACGGCCAGUUUGGAUCAGUUUGAUCGAAUCAAGACCCUGGGCACGGGCUCAUUUGGGAGGGUGAUGCUGGUGAAACACAAAGAGACCGGGAAUCACUAUGCCAUGAAGAUCCUGGAUAAACAGAAGGUAGUGAAGCUCAAACAAAUUGAGCACACCCUCAACGAAAAACGGAUCCUUCAGGCCGUCAACUUUCCAUUCCUCGUCAAGCUAGAGUAUUCUUUCAAGGAUAACUCCAAUCUGUACAUGGUGAUGGAAUACAUCCCGGGAGGGGAGAUGUUCUCCCACCUACGGCGGAUCGGGAGGUUCAGUGAACCUCACGCCCGGUUCUACGCUGCUCAGAUCGUCCUGACCUUUGAGUAUCUGCACUCGCUGGAUCUCAUCUACCGAGACCUGAAGCCAGAGAAUCUCCUGAUAGACCAGCAGGGCUACAUCGAGGUGACGGAUUUUGGUUUUGCCAAGCGGGUGAAAGGCCGAACCUGGACUCUGUGUGGGACCCCGGAAUACCUGGCCCCCGAGAUCAUCCUCAGCAAGGGUUAUAACAAGGCUGUGGACUGGUGGGCCCUGGGCGUCCUCAUCUACGAGAUGGCGGCUGGUUACCCCCCGUUCUUCGCGGACCAGCCCAUUCAGAUCUAUGAGAAGAUCGUCUCUGGCAAGGUCCGGUUCCCGUCUCACUUCAGCUCGGACCUGAAGGACCUGCUCCGGAACCUGCUGCAGGUGGACCUCACCAAACGCUUUGGCAACCUCAAGAACGGGGUCAACGACAUCAAGAACCACAAGUGGUUUGCUACCACUGACUGGAUCGCCAUCUACCAGAGGAAGGUGGAAGCUCCCUUUAUACCAAAGUGCAAAGGCCCUGGCGACACGAGUAACUUCGACGACUACGAGGAAGAGGAGAUCCGGGUCUCGAUCACUGAGAAGUGCGCCAAGGAGUUUGCUGAGUUCUAG